Molecule: messenger RNA, 4064 nt
Organism: Jaculus jaculus (lesser Egyptian jerboa)
Lineage: Eukaryota; Metazoa; Chordata; Mammalia; Rodentia; Dipodidae
Gene: Ephb6
Product: EPH receptor B6
Exons: 19
Coding region: 756-3848 (1030 amino acids)
Biological process (GO): axon guidance; cell surface receptor protein tyrosine kinase signaling pathway; protein phosphorylation
Cellular component (GO): neuron projection; plasma membrane
Molecular function (GO): transmembrane-ephrin receptor activity; protein binding; ATP binding
Source: RefSeq, a predicted model, not a curated record
GCUGCGCUCGCUCCAGCCCGAGCUCGGGAGCAGCGGGCGUUGGAACCCGCGAGCGAGCUGGAAAACUGAGAUCGCGACACCGGCCCUCCGCCGCCGCCCCCACCACACCCCGCUCUGGAGCAGCUUCCAUCCUCCGGUCCACCCCAGAAUCCCAGAGACUCCGGGCGACUGGGCAGCGGGGUCCCCGUCCCGACCCCCAGAGGACGCGCGCGGCGCUGGGCGAGAUCCGCGAGCCGCGGGGGGCCUCGGCGGAGGGCGCAGACCUGCGGAGCUUGAAGCUGCCCUCCUCUGGUCUUGACUUGGAGGAUCCUAACCUCGCAGAGGUCAGGCUCCCAUCGUUCGGAAAAGGAUGGCCCAUCCUUCUGAUUCCUGUGGCAUCUCUUCAAUAUGCUUGGAGCUGGGAACACCCACGGGAGCCAUCCACACCUGCCCCCAGCUCCUCACAGGACCCCCUGCUUGCCCCCUAUUUUAAGCCUGGAGCCCUGUCAUUUCAGCAUCAUGGGCAAUAUGCCUCGUGCUUUUCGCAACAGAAAUAAGUGAAUAUUGCUACUCUUGUUCCUGUAACACAUGGUCUCGGAGACAGCGUUGCAGAGAGAGACACGGUGCUGCCCGUCUCUAGAUCCAGCAGAAAAGUGGAGCUGGUCUUCAUCCUGGCCCUGGAGGAAGCGAGUUGGGCUGCAAUAUCGGAAGAGCUGAAGCCCCACCUGGGAGCAGGGUGGCGGCCAGGGCCAUGGUGGGAGCCCUGAAGAUGCCCCAUGGCUACUGAGGCUGACGAGGCCACUCGCGCAGGGAGCAGAGUGGUGGGCAUGGUGGGCAGCCUGUGGGUCCUGGUCCUGGGGCCCUCAGUUCUGGCUCUGGAAGAGGUGCUGCUGGACACCACGGGAGAAACCUCUGAGAUCGGCUGGCUCACCUACCCUCCAGGAGGGUGGGAUGAGGUCAGCGUUCUGGAUGACCAGCACCGCCUGACCCGGACCUUCGAGGCGUGCCAUGUGGCGGGGGUCCCUCCAGGCACCGGGCAGGACAACUGGCUGCAGACACACUUUGUGGAGAGGAGAGGGGCCCAGAGGGCACACAUCCGCCUCCACUUCUCCGUGCGAGCGUGUUCCAGUCUGGGCGUGAGCGGGGGUACCUGCCGGGAGACCUUCACUCUCUAUUACCGGCAGGCUGAGGAAGCUGACAGCUCCGACAGCAUUUCAGCUUGGCAUCUCAAGCGCUGGACCAAGGUGGACACAAUUGCAGCUGAUGAGAGCUUCCCUGCCUCUUCCUCCUCCUCCUCCUCCUCCUCUUCCUCGUGGCCUGUGGGGCCCCACAGGACUGGUCAGCGAGGGGGACUGCAGCUGAAUGUCAAAGAGCGCAGCUUUGGGCCUCUCACUCAGCGAGGCUUCUACGUGGCCUUCCAGGACACCGGGGCCUGCCUGGCCCUUGUAGCCGUGAAGCUCUUUGCGUACACCUGUCCUUCUGUGCUGCGCGCCUUUGCCUCUUUCCCUGAGACGCAGGCCAGCGGAGCUGGGGGGGCCUCCCUGGUGGCAGCCGUGGGCACUUGCGUAGCUCACGCAGAGCCAGAGGAAGACGGAGUCGGAGGCCAGGCAGGGGGCAACCCCCCCAGGUUGCACUGCAACGGGGAGGGCAGGUGGAUGGUAACUGUCGGAGGCUGCCGCUGCCAGCCUGGGCACCAGCCUGCCCGUGGAGACAAGGCCUGUGCAGCUUGUCCCGAGGGAUCCUAUAAGGCCCUGGCCGGGAACAGCCCCUGCUCACCAUGCCCAGCCCGCAGCCACUCCUCUGACCCUGCAGCCCUCAGUUGCCCCUGUCUCCACGGUUUCUACAGGGCCAGUUCUGACCCACCCGAGGCUGCCUGCACCGGCCCUCCAUCAGCUCCCCGCGAGCUUUGGUUCGAGGUGCAAGGCUCCGUCCUCAUGCUUCACUGGCGCCUGCCGCAGGAGCUGGGCGGCCGAGGGGACCUGCUCUUCAAUGUGGUGUGUAAGGAGUGUGGGGGCCACCAGGAGCCAGGCGGCGGCGGCAGCAGCAGCAGCAGCAGCAGCAGUGGGGCCACGUGUCGCCGUUGCAGGGAUGAGGUGCAUUUCGACCCCCGUCAGCGGGGCCUGACAGAGAGCCGAGUGUUAGUCGGGGGGCUCCGAGCGCACGUGCCCUACAUCUUGGAAGUGCAGGCCGUCAAUGGGGUGUCUGAGCUCAGCCCCGACCCUCCUCAGGCGGCAGCCAUCAAUGUCAGCACCAGCCAUGAAGUGCCCUCCGCGGUGCCCGUGGUGCAUCAGGUGAGCCGGGCAGCCAACAGCAUCACAGUGUCCUGGCCGCAGCCUGACCAGGCCAAUGGCAACAUCCUUGACUACCAGCUCCGCUACUACGACCAGGCAGAAGACGAAUCCCACUCCUUCACCCUGACCAGCGAGACCAACACGGCCACGGUGACACGACUGAGCCCUGGCCACAUCUACGGCUUCCAGGUGCGAGCACGCACUGCCGCGGGCCAUGGCCCCUACGGGGGCAAAGUCUAUUUCCAGACCCUGCCUCAAGGUGAGCUGUCCUCCCAGCUUCCAGAGAGGCUGUCCUUGGUGAUCGGCUCCAUCCUGGGGGCCUUGGCCUUCCUCCUGCUGGCGGCCAUCACUGUCCUGGCUCUCAUCUUCCAGCGGAAACGACGUGGGACUGGCUACAGCGAACAGUUGCAGCAGUCCAGCAGUCCAGGGCUUGGGGUAAAAUACUACAUUGACCCCUCCACAUAUGAAGACCCUUACCAAGCCAUCAGAGAACUUGCCCGGGAGGUGGAUCCUGCAUAUGUCAAGAUCGAGGAAGUCAUUGGUGCAGGCUCCUUUGGAGAAGUGCGCCGGGGCCGACUGCAGCCACGGGGACGGAGGGAGCAGGCUGUCGCCAUCCAGGCCCUGUGGGCAGGGGGUGCCGAGAGCCUGCAGAUGACUUUUCUUAGUCGGGCUGCCCUGCUGGGCCAGUUCCAGCACCCCAACAUCCUGCGGCUAGAAGGUGUGGUCACCAAGAGCCGGCCACUCAUGGUGCUGACGGAGCUCAUGGAGCUGGGACCCUUGGACAGUUUCCUCAGGCAGCGGGAAGGCCAGUUCAGCAGCCUGCAGCUGGUGGCCAUGCAGCGAGGAGUGGCCGCCGCCAUGCAGUACCUGUCCAGCUUUGCCUUUGUGCACCGCGCGCUGUCCGCCCGAAGCGUGCUGGUGAACAGCCACCUGGUGUGCAAGGUGGCCCGGCUUGGCCACAGUCCUCAGAGCUCAAGUUGCUUGCUUCGCUGGGCGGCCCCAGAGGUCAUUACACACGGGAAACACACAACGUCCAGUGACGUCUGGAGCUUUGGAAUCCUUAUGUGGGAAGUGAUGAGUUAUGGAGAACGGCCCUACUGGGAUAUGAGUGAGCAGGAGGUACUAAAUGCAAUAGAACAAGAGUUCCGGCUGCCCCCACCUCCAGGCUGCCCCCCUGGGCUGCAUCUGCUGAUGCUGGACACUUGGCAGAAGGACCGUGCCCGGCGGCCUCACUUUGACCAGCUGGUGGCCGCAUUUGACAAGAUGAUUCGCAAGCCGGACACCCUACAGACUGACGGGGACUCUGGGGACAGGCCUUCCCAGGCCCUUCUGAAUCCCGUGGCCUUGGACUUUCCUUGCCUGGAUUCUCCCCAGGCCUGGCUUUCAGCCAUUGGACUGGAAUGCUACCAGGAGAACUUCUCCAAGUUUGGCCUCUGUUCCUUCAGCGAGGUGGCUCAGCUCAGCCUGGAAGACCUGCCAGCCCUGGGCAUCACCUUGGCGGGCCACCAGAAGAAGCUGCUGCACAACAUCCAGCUUCUCCAGCAGCACCUGCGGCAGCCCGGCUCUGUGGAGGUCUGAGCGAAGCCUGGGCAGGAGCCCCUAGGAGCCCAGGGCGUCCUGAGCCAAUCCCGGCACUGGCUUGAGGAGGAAUGCGGCAAGAGGGAACCAAGCUCUGCCUUGGCCUCCACGUGUACCUACUGAAUCCAGUGCUCCAGACACUGCAUCCUCCAAUCCUCCCCUUCCAUCAGCCACCCCCAAAUUAAAGGGAAAAAAAAAAGGAAAUUUGUAGGUGUU